Molecule: messenger RNA, 4285 nt
Organism: Ctenopharyngodon idella (grass carp)
Lineage: Eukaryota; Metazoa; Chordata; Actinopteri; Cypriniformes; Xenocyprididae
Gene: zfta
Product: zinc finger translocation associated
Exons: 5
Coding region: 779-2674 (631 amino acids)
Biological process (GO): negative regulation of DNA-templated transcription
Source: RefSeq, a predicted model, not a curated record
AUAACACUAUAUUACGUACCUUAGGGGUAUUUAGUUUAAAGGUAGGAAAGCAUUUCACAUAAAGUUAAAAAAGCAGAUGCACGGUUCAAUAGUUCGAUAUACACUGAUAUAAAUAAACAAAUAUAAUUGGUCAAUAAAUAUAAAAAUUACAUUAAAAUGUAAUUUCAUGUAGAAUAAUUGUAUUUUCUAAAAAUGUAUGUCUGUUAAUAAUGUACCAGGAAUAAUUAGAAAAGAAAACAUAGCCUAUUUAAUCCCAUUUUAUGAUUAAUGAAUUAAUUAAAUAUUAGAUUGUAUGUACAAAAUGCACACCUUUGUUUACAAUCUGGUGUAAAAUAUAAUAUUAAGAUAAAACAUAACAAAUGGGCCCCCUGGUGCAGCCGUCACUACAUCAUAGACGCUACUGUCUCUUUAAAUUUACCCAGGAGCCCCUAAAGGAGCCCCAGGGGCCCCUAGCUCGGCUCUCCACCCUGAAGACAAGCAGAACAUCUAAAUACAAUCAGGAGACCGCCUAAAGUCACCGACAUUUGACAGAUCUUUCCUCCAACUUCGAUCUAAAUGCGACUUGUAUCGUCACGUAAAGUUAAGUUUACUUAAACCAAAAAGCAAACAGCGGUGAGGCUCCAGUGCAGAGACAGACACUGCACACACUGUAAUGGGUGAGUGCGUGUUUCAGAUAUUUGGUCAACCACCCGACGAAUGCAUCUACGAAAUCCUCCGGUUGUGACAUUUCUACGUACAAAGAAGCGAAUCCUGUACGUUAAAAUAACACAACACAGGUAUGGAUGAAGCGGAGUCCAAAGAGUCGGUGCACAAAGCUGAGCAGACAGAAUCUCGCUCAUUAAUAAUAAAAGCUGAGGAAGAGGAGGCGACACCGCAGCGGGGACACUUGGGGGAUCUCUCAGCAGGUCAAGAGGACAUGACCAAUGGUCUCACAUCUCAUGAUAGCCAGGAAGUUCCAGUCACCUCUGUUUGCUCCCCAGGCACCAGUUACUGGUGUGUCACUGAGAACACAGACACCCCUUUCCUUCUGUCCCCCAUCCCAGGACCAUCUACGCAGGAACCCCCUCCAUUUAAGCUCGCUCCUGGCCGAGACCACAGGCGCUAUUACCAUGAGUACUGGCGCAGCGAGUACCUCAUGGACUUCGACCCACAGAGACAAGGGAUGAUCUGUAUGGUGUGUGGCAGUUCGCUGGCAACCUUGAAGUUAAGCACCAUCAAGAGGCACAUCAAACAGAGGCAUCCGUACUCCCUGCUGUGGACCGAGUCAGAUAAGGAUGUGAUCAGGUCGGGAUGGGAGAGUCAUUUGGGUCGGGACAACAGCCAGAGGCCGUUAUGCCCUGAUCCAGAUGUUCCUCCGGAGUCAGAGGAGAUUGUGGAUGUCGACAGGCACUCCACAGGCAAGCCUGGUGGUGCCAUCUCUCCAAUUCUUCAGACCCAGUCUGGGUUUAGCAGGGUCACGCCAUCCCCUCCAGCCUCCUCGGUCCAGGAGCUCCCAGGCCCCACGGCUCAGGUGAUGGAGCGAUACCUAAACGACUCUCUGCACGCCUGGUUCCGUCAGGAGUUCCUGAUGGAAUACCAGGCCGAGGAGGGCCGUCUAGUAUGCAUGGUAUGCAGCUGUCUGUUGCCUUCACUGCACCUGGAUCACAUCAAAAGUCACAUGCUAGAUCUGCACCCGAACUCUCUGCUGUACAGCGCUGAGGAAAAGCACUCCAUCCUGCAGACCUGGGCCAAGAUGCACGGUGAGGAAUCGCACUCUUUACAACCUCAAAUCAAAUCGGAACCACUUACCAAAGAAAUAAACUUAGAUGGUUCAGCCUCCUUUUUCCCUCUGAACGUGGAUCCCAUUCAGGGAAACUUGGGGAGUUACACAAAAGGAGAUGAGAAUCCACCAGACACUGGCCAGAGACCCCAGUCUUUACCUUAUUAUCCCCGAAAGAGAAGACUGAAAUACGGGAGUCCCUGGCGUCUCCGCCUGGAUUAUUUGGUGGCAUACGGUCCUCCGGAUAACCCGCUCUGCUACUGUAUGGUUUGUUCUGAACACCUGCCUGUGCCGAGGGUCAGCAACUUCCGCAAGCACAUCCAGGAGUGCCAUCCGGAGACAAGUGGCCUAAGCCGAAGUGAGAGAGAUGCUGUGGUCAGUGCCUGGACGAGGGAGGAGACUAUUGACACAGCCACACUGAAAGGGGAUGACCCACAAAGUGGCCCUGUCACUACAAACACAGCUGUUGACAAGCAGGCGUCACCUGUUAAAACCACAGAGCAUAGAGGAGAAACAGAAGACAAUAAUAGCACAAAUAUCACACCAUCAACACAGACGACUGGACGGCACAGGCACUACCCAGGAAAGGACCAGAGGCGCAAUUACCAAGCCCGCUGGAAGAUGGACUUUUUGAUGGAUUACGACUGCAGUAGGCACGGAUUAAUCUGCAUGGUGUGUGGCGCUACGCUCGCCACGUUAAAGGUCAGCACCAUCAAGAGACACAUCCUACAAGUGCACCCUCACUCGCUGGACUACAGCCCAGAAGAGAGGCAGCUGGCCCUGCUUUGCUACAACCAGAUCUCUGCGCACUUUCAUUCGGAGGACUGUUUUUCGGGUUCCAACCACGGCCAUAAAGAAAAUGCUAAUAGUAAUGCUUAUGUUAAUGCAGAAUGCACUUCGAGCCAGAGCACUUAAUUGAAAGAAAAGGUGUAGGGAUGAGGUUUUGACAUCCUGUUUUUUGUUUUCCUUCACUCAGGAAGUUUGCUGUGGGGUUAAACCAAUUUUUUUUUUUUUUUUGAAGGAUGUGACAUUGUUGGAGAAUAAUUGUACUUUUUGUCUCCAACAAAGUGAAUAAAAACAUCUGAAAUGUUUGAUAUGUUUAAAAAGAAUAUUUAUGCUUGAAUCACUUUUGAACGUGAAACCAGAAACCGUGAGUGUCAUCAAGAAUUUAUAUAGUUCCCAAAAGGCGAUUUUACUGAACUCAUAUUUUGUUUUUUGUGGAUUAGCACUCUAAAAUGCAUUUGUACAUUCAUUGCUUUUUUGUAGACUGUGGCAGGACUGUUAUUGAUUCAGCGUGCUUGACAUUUUGCAUGAUGUCACACAUUACAGUGGUCAAUAUUAUUUUACUCACAGCACUUAAAAUGUGUGCUAGGUACAAGUUUUUGGGACUGUUACUAAGCAAACAAAUCCACCAUUUCACUUACCAUUUUGUCAAUCACAUUUUGCCAUUUUGAAAGAAAAAGCAUAAAUAUAAUAUAUGAUUUAUAAUGUUAAUGUUAUAUAAUACUGGUUCAGUUCACCAAAAAGAUAUAUUGAAAUAAAAAUCUUAUGGACUUUCAGUCCGGUUUCUUCUAAAUCAGAUCCUUGUCUCAGGGAGUGGGUUUUAUUCAUCAGUAAUUUUCUGUUACAUACUUCUGCAUUUAUGAAUCAUGGUCAUUUUGAAUAUUGAAUUUAAUCAUAACGGUGCAAUUAAAUUCAAAAUGAAUCCAUGCUGAAUGGGCAGAUAAUGCAUGCUUUAAUCUCUAAUCAUUAACACUUCCUGGUUGCAUUUACUUAAAGAUAUACUGUACAGCAUGAAUUGGAUCAUUAACAAAUGAUUUGUUACUCAUCACGUAGAUAUGUUGGACAUUCACAUGUCUAUGACAAACAGUCAUAAAGGUUCAGUUCUCUCUUUAACCAUGUACAGAGUGAACUGAAACUCAUGUAUCAGCAUCUUCAAGGGGUUGACAUCACAUGAGAACAACCCCUUCUUUUAAUGCAAUUUUUCUUGAUCAAAUGCAUUUUGGAAGCACUUUUACAGUUUGAAGCGUCCCUAACAUCUUUAUAUGGAGAUUCCUGAAAAAUGACACUCUCUCAGGGUUACCACAUUGUUUAGGAGUAACAUCAAGAAUUACACAGUUGUGUACACAUGGGCCCGGUUUCACAGACAGGGUUUAGAUUAAGACUUAGUUCAAUUAGGGUAUUUAAGUAGCCUUUAUAAAUGUACCCUAGAAAAAAAAAAAAAAAAACAUUACUGGUGUGCAUCUUGAGACAAAACAAUGGCUCUGACAUAUUUUUAGAGAUUUCAGUACAAGUUGCUUUCAGUUAAAACAGCUCAAACAUGCAUUUUAGUCUGGGACUAUCUUAAGCCUGGUCUGUGAAACCGGGGGAUUGUGUACUACAUUCAUCACAUGUAUUUGAUGUAUAUAUAUACACACUUAUUGAGUUAACAGCCAUUUGGAUUAUUUAAACAUUCCUUUUGAGUUUCUCUUGUAUAAUUCACUGCAACACCAAUAAAUAAUAAAAAAUAAUGUCCAAUCUAUCUGA